Molecule: messenger RNA, 2191 nt
Organism: Lottia gigantea (owl limpet)
Lineage: Eukaryota; Metazoa; Mollusca; Gastropoda; Lottiidae
Exons: 11
Coding region: 22-1521 (499 amino acids)
Cellular component (GO): nucleus
Source: RefSeq, a predicted model, not a curated record
GAAAUCCGUAAAAAGGCUGAAAUGUUAGAAAAAUUAAAGAAACAAAAAGUGAUAAACUCUUCACGUGAGUUAAAGGAUUUAGAAAAGGAUCAUGAAAGGGAGCGUGAAUUACAAAUAGAACGUAAGCGUAUUGAGAGAGAAAAGACUCUAGCUAGGGAACAAAAAGAACGUGAACGCUUAAAAGCAGAACGUGAAAAACAGAAAGUAGAAGAUGAAAGAAAGAAAGAAAGAGAUCGGGAACGAGCUCUAAGAGAUCGAGAAAGAGCUGCUGAGCGUGCUGAGAGAGAAAAGGAAAAAGCUUUUGAGAAAAAAGAGAAAGAUAAAGAAAAGUUAGAAAUACAGAAACAAAGAGAAAGAGAAAGAAUAGAAAGAGAAAAGGAAAGAGAACGAGAAAGAGCAAAGGCUGCAAAAGCAAGAACUGUAGCUCAAGCUAAAUUAAAGUCUUCACCAGUCAAAUCAAAACCUCCACCUAAGUCCAAUAUGAAAGCUAUCAAAUCUGGUCCAAAUCAAGGUGUUCAAGUUAUCUCUAGUGCUAAAUUAAAAGAAACUAGUCAGAAACCUGAAAUCAGAAAGCCAGCAUACAUUGAAUCUACACGUCGAGCUUCAUCUGUAUCAUCAGCGAGUGAAUCUGAUGCUGAUACACCUUUAAAACGGGGGAGAAAAACAGAGGAUUCGGAAAUUGAUGUUCCUGCAAAAAAAAUAAAAUCCAGUUCUACUGAUAGUGAUUCUGAUUUUGUUAAAGAUAGGCUUGAGAAUAAUGAAGCUGAUGCUACUAGUGAUAGUAAGGAAGAAAAUAUGGAAGUAGAUAAAAAUGGAGUCACAUUAAAUGAUGCUGAUAGCAAUGAUGAAGUGGGAACAAGAGUUGGAGCUCUGGUCAAUGGCAAAUGGUAUAUGGGAUGUGUAGUAAAGGUGGCAGCAGAUGGUAAAUGGAAAGUGAAAUUUGACAAUCAUCCUAAAGACAAAUAUGAUAAAUGGUUUGAUAAAAAGAGUAAGGAAAUAAGAAUAGCCAAAAAUGGUCAAAAAUUAAUAGAAUCUUCAAAUGAACCACCACCUUCUCCAGUAGGAGAGGAGGAGAAAGCAGAGGCCACGACUGAUACAGAGGCCCCUACUUCAUCUACCGCCACACCAUCCUCAUCUCAGAAUUCUCAAAUAAAUGAAGAAAUAGCCAAUGGUUAUAGAACAUGUUUACGAUAUUUCCUACCUCCACAAUGGAUUAUGGAUAAAGAUGCUAUUUCUGCCAUGGCUGAUCAAGAACUAUCUGUCUUUCCAUUAGAUGAUUUCUUUGAUCAUUAUGAGCGUGGUCUACGAAGGUUGGUGAGUAAUUUUCAAACAGAGGCUGCAGCCAGAAAACAGGAAGCUGAUGAAUCUAAAAAUAAACUAUCAUCCUUACGUAAACUGAUUGCCAAACUUCUUAAAUCUAUUAAUGAGGAAUUUGAUAUAGAUCCAGAAGCUGAUGGUGAACAAGUAGAUGAGUUAUUAGCUGUUUGUGUACGUCAAGCUACACAAUCAAAUCCUAGUUAAUCGAUCACAAAAUAGAUAUAACCAGGACCAUUCUAAAUGAAAUCAAGGUUUGGAAUAGUGUACUAUUCAAUUACCACCCCUCCACCACUUUGAACCUCAACUUCUCUUCUGCAACAAUUUUACGCCAAUAGUUCAAAUGAGGUGUGGUUGCCAGUUGUACUGUUUUUGUACUACAUUGAGGCACCAGCUGAUUUGGACAUCAGCUUCAAAAUAGCAGUGGUAAUCUUACAUGAACCCCUUUUACAUUACAAAAUUUAUCCGUUCUGAGAACGGAACAGAUGAAUUUUGUGUAAUGUGAACGGUCGAGUGUUCUGAGAACCGUUCCAAUUCUGUCUGCCUCGCUGAGGUGGUCUUGGAACUGUUCUUAGAACGGACGCAAUGAAUUAGUUUAAUGCAUGCCCCACAAUAGACCUUCACCUUUUUCCCGCGUUAUUUCGUCAUCAUUCUGUGAAAUUGUGGCUUACAUCCAGAUUAUAUCAAGGUGACUACAGGGUUAAUUUUAACUUCUUCAAGAAGAGUUUCACAGAUAACCGUGCCGAGAACGCUUUUCAUUUACACUUCAACUAAAGAACAGUUAUCAGACUACUUGAGUUUACUGUCAUGUAAAUAGGCAUAUUUUAUUGUGGCCUGAUCUAGACCGAGAACAAAACACUUAGCUAUUAACUUUUUU